Molecule: messenger RNA, 522 nt
Organism: Theobroma cacao (cacao)
Lineage: Eukaryota; Viridiplantae; Streptophyta; Magnoliopsida; Malvales; Malvaceae
Source: RefSeq, a predicted model, not a curated record
AUGGCUAAUGCUGCUGACAUAAUGUUGCACCUACAUGAGAUGUUUGGUACAAAAACAAGGUUUGCUAAAAUAAAAACAAUCAAUGCUUUUAAGGACAUUAAGCAGAAACCUGGGGAGCUAGUUAGAGAUUACAUACUAAAAGUGAUCUCUUGUCUCAAUAAGGCAGAACUAAAUGGUGCUGAGAUAGAUGCGAAAACGCAAAUAUUAAUGAUCGUUCAUAGCUUAAAUUGGUCAUUUUCACAGUUCAAAUUAGAUUAUGAACUACACACUAAGGAUUACACCUUAAAUGGGCUAAUAAAUGAUCUCCAAAAUGUGGAGGAAGUUCUUGAUUUGAAAAAGAAACCUGAAACACAUGCAGUUUCCACUUCUAAGCCCAAACCCAAGGGUAAAAAGAAGAUAACUGGGAAUAAAAAGACUUCUAAAGGCUCAAUGGGAGCAAAGAAAAGGCCUAUGGAAAAAAAGACUACUUUAAAAGACAACAUCAAAGGAAAAUGUUUCCAUUGUGGUGUGAAAGGACAUUAG